Molecule: messenger RNA, 3400 nt
Organism: Phyllopteryx taeniolatus (common seadragon)
Lineage: Eukaryota; Metazoa; Chordata; Actinopteri; Syngnathiformes; Syngnathidae
Gene: mtrex
Product: Mtr4 exosome RNA helicase
Exons: 27
Coding region: 59-3169 (1036 amino acids)
Biological process (GO): maturation of 5.8S rRNA; RNA catabolic process
Cellular component (GO): nucleus
Molecular function (GO): RNA binding; RNA helicase activity; ATP binding
Source: RefSeq, a predicted model, not a curated record
CCCGUAGCGGACGUCACAUGCCCGCGUUGCAUUGUGGGAAGGUUGCCUUACACCAAUCAUGGCGGACCUAUUUGGAGAUUUGUUUGGCCUGUUUGACGACGAACAGAAGCCCACAACGAGUAAGAAGCCCGUGACCUCGGUCGCUCUAGUGACAGGGAAAGCAGCAGGUCCGAACAAUGACAACGAUGCUCGCCCGGCUGCCAGGACCAAGAGAGAGCCCCCAGACAAUGACGCAGGAGAAGAGCUGGGCUUGGGGAAGAAACCUCGUCUCACCCGGUCCUCAGCCAAUGACUUAAAUCUUGCAGAAUUUAUGCCCCAAGUCAAAGUAGAGCCAGUGGAGAAGGUGGACGGCUGCUCACAUGAGGUCACUCUGCCUGUCAGUGAUGAAUAUAAACCUCUCAAACCUCGAGUUGGAAAUGCUGCAAAGGAGUAUCCGUUCAUUCUGGACCCUUUCCAGCAGGAGGCCAUUUUGUGCAUCGACAACAACCAGUCUGUGCUCGUCUCUGCGCACACCUCAGCCGGCAAGACCGUCUGCGCCGAGUAUGCCAUCGCACUGGCCCUGCGUGAGAAGCAGCGCGUCAUCUUUACCAGUCCCAUCAAGGCACUGUCCAAUCAGAAGUACCGGGAGAUGUAUGAGGAGUUUCAAGAUGUGGGACUGAUGACGGGCGACGUCACCAUCAACCCCACUGCUUCUUGCCUCGUCAUGACAACAGAAAUCCUGAGGAGCAUGCUGUACCGCGGCUCAGAGAUCAUGAGGGAAGUGGCGUGGGUCGUCUUCGAUGAGAUCCACUACAUGAGAGAUGCUGAGCGUGGGGUGGUGUGGGAGGAGACGAUCAUUUUGCUACCCGACAACGUGCAUUACGUCUUCCUGUCGGCCACCAUCCCCAAUGCCAGGCAGUUUGCUGAGUGGAUAUGUCACCUUCAUAAACAGCCGUGCCACGUAGUCUACACAGACUACCGACCAACGCCACUGCAACACUACGUUUUCCCAGCAGGGGGCGAUGGACUCCACCUGGUGGUCGAUGAGAACGGAGAGUUCAGGGAGGACAACUUCAACACAGCCAUGCAGGUUUUGAGAGACGCUGGGGAUUCUGGGAGCAGCAAUGCGGGCAGCAAGUGGGACCCCAAAGGACGCAAAGGGGGAACAAAAGGUCCAUCCAGCGUUUUCAAGAUUGUGAAGAUGAUCAUGGAGAGGAACUUCCAGCCUGUCAUCAUCUUCAGCUUCAGCAAAAAGGAAUGUGAAGCAUAUGCUCUGCAGGUGGCCAAGCUGGAUUUCAACAAGGAAGAAGAGAAGCGUCUGGUGGAAGAAGUGUUCAACAACGCGGUGGACUGCCUGUCAGACGAAGACAAGAAACUUCCUCAGGUGGAGCACGUGCUGCCGCUGUUGAAGAGAGGCAUCGGCAUCCACCAUGGCGGUCUUCUGCCCAUCCUGAAAGAGACCAUCGAAAUCCUUUUCUCGGAAGGCCUGAUCAAGGCCCUGUUUGCCACUGAGACGUUCGCCAUGGGCAUCAACAUGCCGGCGCGCACUGUGCUCUUUACCAGCGCCCGCAAGUUUGAUGGCAAGAAUCACCGCUUUAUUACCUCAGGCGAGUACAUCCAGAUGUCAGGGCGUGCGGGCAGGAGAGGAAUGGACGACAGAGGCAUUGUUAUCUUCAUGGUGGACGAGAAGAUGAGUCCGUCUGUGGGCAAACAGCUCCUUAAGGGCUCAGCGGACCCUCUGAACAGCGCCUUCCACCUGACGUACAAUAUGGUGCUCAACCUGCUGCGCGUGGAGGAGAUCAACCCCGAGUACAUGCUGGAGAAAUCCUUCUACCAGUUCCAACACUACCGAGCGCUGCCCGGCGUCGUUGAGAGAAUUAAGAAGCUUGAGGAGGAGUACCACGCCAUCAAGAUUGCCAACGAGGAGAGCGUGGUCACCUACUACAGGUACCGCCAGCAGCUGGCCAAGCUGGGAGAAGACAUCCAGCAUUUCAUCCACAAGCCCAAAUACUGUUUGCCCUUCCUGCAACCUGGACGCCUCGUCAAGGUGAAAAAUGAAGACGCAGACUUUGGCUGGGGUGUCGUCGUCAACUUCUCUAAGAAGUCAAAUGUGAAGGUCAGCACGGACACCGAGCCGCUCUUUGUGGCCGAGGUGCUGCUGCACUGCAGCAAGGACAGCAUCAAGGAGGCGGCCAGUGAGGCGGCCAAACCCGCCGCCCCGGGCGAGAACGGAGAGAUGCAGGUGGUCCCCGUGAUGCUUCACCUGCUGACGGCCAUCAGCUCUGUGCGUCUUUACAUCCCCAAAGACUUGAGACCCUUUGACAACCGCCAGCUAAUGCUCAAGUCCAUCCGGGAAGUGCAGAAGCGCUUCCCGGAUGGCGUCCCCCUCCUGGACCCUGUGGAUGACAUGGGCAUCCAGGACGCGGGGCUGAAGAAGGUGAUCAGGAAAGUGGAGUUUUUGGAGCACCGAAUGUACUCGCACCCGCUGCACAGCGACCCCAACCUGGAGGCCGUGUACUCGCUGUGCGAAAAGAAAGCUCAGAUCGAGGACCACGUGCACACGGCCAAGCGCGAGCUGAAGAAGGCUCGCACCGUGCUGCAGAUGGACAAGCUCAAGUGCAGGAAGCGAGUGCUGCGACGCCUCGGCUUCGCCAGCCCGUCCGACGUCAUUGAGGUGAAGGGGCGCGUGGCUUGCGAGAUCAGCAGUGCUGACGAGCUGCUGCUGACAGAGAUGAUGUUCAACGGCCUCUUCAAUGACCUGACUGUGGAACAAGCCACCGCGCUGCUCUCCUGCUUUGUCUUCCAGGAAAAUGCCAGUGAGCUGCCAAAACUGACGGAGCAACUUGCCGCCCCCCUCAGACAAAUGCAGGAGUGCGCCAAGCGCAUCGCCAAGGUGUCGGCGGAUGCCAAGCUGGAGGUGGACGAGGACGAGUACUUGGGCCAGUUCAAACCUCACCUAAUGGACGUGGUCUACGCGUGGGCCAACGGCGCCACCUUCGCGCACAUCUGCAAGAUGACCGACGUCUUUGAAGGAAGCAUCAUCCGCUGCAUGCGGCGUCUGGAGGAAGUGCUGCGACAAAUGUGCUCAGCCGCCAAAGCCAUCGGCAACACGGAGCUGGAGAACAAGUUUGCUGAAGGAAUCACAAAGAUCAAAAGGGACAUCGUGUUUGCCGCCAGCCUCUAUUUGUAAUCCCAACACGUCAGUGGCAUCAUGGCUUCCAUUUUGGCACCCAGCAACUUCAACAUUGAAAUCAUUGUUUUUAAUUGCAUUCAAAUGACUCAACUCCACAUCCUUUUUUCUUAGUGUUAAUAUGUGAUAUGGCUUUAUUUGUCCUGCUUUUGUUUUAGACACUUGUACAUAUUUAACAUAUGUUUUUGCAAUAAAAGUCUGUGUGGUUGACAGACAGAAGACACAAACAUA